Molecule: messenger RNA, 1691 nt
Organism: Cotesia glomerata
Lineage: Eukaryota; Metazoa; Arthropoda; Insecta; Hymenoptera; Braconidae
Product: integrator complex subunit 7 homolog
Exons: 4
Coding region: 71-1549 (492 amino acids)
Source: RefSeq, a predicted model, not a curated record
AUGGAAUUGUUAAAAAAAACAUUGGAAUGCUCUGUUACAAUAUGAAAAUUAUUUAAAAGCUAAUUUAAAAAUGGCUUAUAAAUUGACUCCUCACCAUCUUAAACCCGAAGGCUAUCAAAAGAUGAAUGUUCCGUUAGCUAUAGAGCUAUUCUCUGAGUCUAUCUCAAAUGCAAUGAAGUUAUUGAAAGAUGAACCUGAUUGUAUUGAAUUACAUGACUGUGAUAGUACCAUAAUUUUCAUUGAGAAAGUGAACAAAUUAAUUAAAGCUAUGUUGUCUAGAACUCCGAUUGAUGCUUUAAGACCUGCUGAUGAUAAUGUUUCGAAAAAAGCUAUUAUUGAGUUUGAUACUUUUAUAAGAAAUUGGGAGACUACAGCUAAAGAAAAAAUAGAACAACUUAAGCAAAGGAAAAAAAAUGGUGACUCUGUCGAUCUGGAGAAAAUGAAAAGCUUUUAUUUAUCAAUUACAGCUAGUACCCUGACUGGACUAAAAAUUUCUUUGGGGUCUACCUUGGAAUUGAUAGAUUUUUUACAUUCCAAGUGCAAUUAUGAUUAUCUGAUGACGUCGAGAUUAACACAAGACAUGCUCGAAAAAUUUUUUGGGAUCGCUAGAAGUGCGUGUGGAUCCAAUGAUCAUCCUGACCCUAUUUUGUUCUCACAAGUAUUCCGGUUGCUCUGCUCUUAUUCAUUGGCAACACCUCCAAAAGGAUCUAAUGUGACUGCAGGAGAAUUACUAGGUUCAUUAAUGCAGACUAGAGAAUCGUUUGAAGCAAGUAAUGUUAACAAAGAAAACUGGAGUAAAAAAAUUGAUGCUAUCAUUGAAAAUGCAUCUGGAAAUCCCAGUAGUGCAGAAGCAAAUACCGACGAUGAUCGUACAGGUUCUAAUAAUGCAAGUGACAAUAAUAAUAAUGAUAAUAAUAAUAAUAACAAUAAUGAUGAUGAUAAUAAUGAUGUUGACGGCGAUAAAAAUAAAGUUAUUAAUAAUGAUAACGACUAUGAUAAUUAUGACAACACUAGAAGAGAUCAUGAGGGUGAUGAUAAUAACAAUAAAGUGCCUUUGAACUCGGUGGACUCAAGAUAUGAACACGAUUACGAUAUUGCUCAAACUAGCAACUAUGUGAUUUCAUAUAUUGCGGGAUAUGUAGCCCGUAAAAUAGGUCGGUUUUCCAAAUGCUUUGACUGCACAGAGUCUAUGCAGUCAAGAGUAGUGACGGCUCGUGAUAAAUUUAUAGAACUUAUGGAUAAAGGCGCAUUGAUUUAUCCUAGUGAACAAUUAUUUAAUUUAAUUAAAAGCUUAGAAGAAGUUGUGUUAAUGGUGGUUGGGACAAAAACAGUAAAUGUUGACACAAUGUUUGAAAUAUUAGAUGAUGUUUCUAAAAGAAAUAUCUCUAUUUUUGUUGGCUGUGAUGAGCAUAAGAAAGAAUUAACAAAAAAAAUAAUUAAUAAUUUUUUAAUAAUGCGGGGGCAUUUUCUAGUCAAGUGUUUCAAUAAAAGUGCUACGGAGAGAAAAGUUAAAUCUAAAAAAUCUCGAAAGAUUUCUAAAUUACAUUAACUCGCGCUUAUUAUUAAUAAAAAAAAUUAUUCACUCUUAUAUAAAUAACAAUUCAGUAUUUUAGAUCACAAAGAAAUAUUCUAAAUAUACGUUUAACUUAAAUAAUUUAAUUUUUAAAUAUUAAACUCGUUUUGUUUGUAAC